UCCCGGCCCUCAGGUGAAGGACGGGGCUCGAGCGAUAUCGCGAGAGUUCCCUCGCCGCGCGGCCUGACGGGAGGCGCAGUUUCCCGGUCGGAGGUGAGCGGGGCAGGAGAGGCAGAACCGCCUUCGCCGGGAACUACCCGCUGCUGCACGAAACCAAAAACUUGGAGACCUUUAAGUAUCCAUCAUGGAUAGAUUUGUGAUACGAAAACCCAAAGCUCAAGAAAGCCCUAGGAAAAGAGAUCCAGGAGCAAAGGUUUACAAGCAAGCCACUCUAGAAUCUCUGAAGAGAGUGGUGGUUGUAGAAGACAUAAAAAGAUGGAAAUCUGUCCUGGAGCUUCCUGGCCAGUCUAAAGAUAAUUUGAUCGAAGCUUUGGAGGAAUUAAAGAAGAAAAUACCUUCUAAGGAUGUGUUACUUUCAACAAAAAUAGGUCACACGGUGAAUAAGAUGCGCAAAUAUUCAGACCAUGACGUGGCCAAUCUUGCAAAAGACGUUUACACUGAGUGGCGAACUUUCAUCAAAGAUUAUUCAAACAAACCAUCGAUAGAAGUCAGGAGCGAUCCCAAAACAGAGACUCUCAGGAAGAAUGCAUGGAAGCUACUUUGCAAUGCUCUGGAACUAGAGAUUGAUCACCCACUGGCUGAAAAUAUUGAGCGAGAAGCUUUUCAUCUCUCUUCCCGUCUCAUUAAUGCACCAUAUCGCAGGACAGUGCGAGCCCUAGUCUUCACGUUAAAGCACAAACCUGAAACCCGAGCACAAGUGAAAACUGGUGCACUCCCAGUCAGGGCGCUUGUACAAAACCAUAAGAAGUGACUCAGAGUGCCUGGUACUGGACAUGGGAUUCACGUGCCUAUGCCACAUAUUGGGACUGAGAAUCCCUUGUGUUUUAAGAGUACGGAGCACCAGUAAUGUUACUCGCUCUGCCAUUGUAAGGACAAGAUAUCUCAGGAUGGUAUCUGGGGCAAAUUCAGUGGAGAUGUAAGUGGUGGUGUAAAUUAACCAUCUGUGAGUCAGUGGACAUUUGAGGGAACAGAAUGGGUGGGGUUGUAGCAGGAAAAGUACAUAGGCCUCCCCUACUUUGCCAUAUGCCUUCUUGUUGAUUACCUUUCCUGCGACAAACCCACUCUUCUGGUCCUGCAGAAUGUAAGUAACAUCAGCUGUUCAGCAUGUAAGUUGUAUCAACUUGCACUGGCAGAACCACACAUCACUUGCACCCCUAUUUGUCACAUCUGAGGGCAAGUCUACACUGCAGUGUUACAUCAAUGUAGCUGCACCGAUGCAGCUUUGCUACUGUAGCACAUCUGGGAGAGCGCUCUCCCUUCGGCAUAAUUACUCCACCUCCGCGAGAGGCAGAAGCUAUGUUGGCGAGAGAGCGUCUCCCAUCGACACAGCGCUGGUGUGAACAGCGCUUAAGUUGCGAUAACUUGCGUCGCUCAGGAUGUGCAUGUGUCUUUUUCACAUCCCUGAGCGACAUAAGUUACAUCAACUUAAGCAGUAGUGUAGACCAGCCCUCAGUGUGAUUCCCUGUCUCUUCCAGGAGCCAUGAGCGUACCGAUGAUGUUCAGGGCCAGUCAGAAGGGGUGGGAGUUUACAAUCAGAAGUGAAGGUGAUGACUGACAGCUCUAGUUAACUCAAGUUCAGUCAUGUUCCCUGCAGUAAUACCCAGGUACUCCCAGAGCUAACUGCUUAGCAAAGUGCGGGGGCUUCUCUUCACUGUAUUCCAGAGUUGGGGACUCAGAGCACAGUCUAAGUUGGCUGGCCAGCUUUAUCCCACUGCAUCCCAAAACCUCAAUGUCUCCCUAGGCCUUCAGGUAAACGAGGCUGCACCUGGAUUUGCUACGACACCUCUUUGCUGGGUAUUCAAUGAGCAUCUCACCUUAAACAUCAACUCCUCCUUCCUGAUUUAUUUAAGUGGUGCUUGUUUUUUGUGUGUACCAAUGUGAGGAAAGCAUGUAAUGAAAUCUCUAAGUAUAAUUCAGUGGGAGAGUAAAUCGACCUUUCAUAAAGGCUCUUACCCCCACAAUGGACUAAAUAUUAAUUCUUUAGAGCGAUUAUGUGAACAACUUUAAGCAAUAAACAGAUUAUUUUUAAUCAG
Messenger RNA from Dermochelys coriacea (leatherback sea turtle), 2093 nucleotides. It is a transcript of the gene TCEANC2, whose product is annotated as transcription elongation factor A N-terminal and central domain containing 2. The record is from RefSeq and is a predicted model, not a curated record. The transcript has 5 exons. NCBI's taxonomy places the organism in Eukaryota, Metazoa, Chordata, Testudines, Dermochelyidae. Gene Ontology annotation, biological process: DNA-templated transcription. The coding region runs from base 185 to 811 and encodes 208 amino acids. Gene Ontology annotation, cellular component: nucleus.